AUGUUAAUACUUACAAAUCAAAAGGAUCGUUCUGUCAUCGACCGUAUCGGUACUGCUCUUCGAGCCGCACAGGAAGGCACCUUCAGUCCUACACUCACUGAAUCUCCAGAACCAUCUGUGUCUCCCAGCCAUCCGAAACGUGGCGCAUCGUCUUCGCUUGUUGUCGAUACCGUUGUCAGUAAUAAGAGAGUUCGUUUUGAAGGCGAGACGGAAGAUGAUCUCUCUGAUUCGGAUAGCAGUUCAUUGCAGUGUGCUACGGAGGAGACCACAAGUACAGGAUCUAUCAGCCCCCAUAUCAGUUCGAUUGGCUCUGUUUGUCUUGACGACGUGUUCUGUUCAGUGCCUGGCCGUCUCUCACUUUUGAGCAGCACAUGCAAAUACAAGGUUACUCUCGCCGAGAUCCAGAGGCGUCUUUCACCUCCGGAGAAUCUCAAUGCCUCCAUUCUUGGAGGAAUUCUUCGUAGGGCAAAGUCGAAAAAUGGCGGAAAGGAAUUGCGUGACAUGCUAGAUAAAAUGGGACUUAGACUACCAGUCGGUCGCCGCAAAUCAGCUACUGUCACAUUGCUGACCUCUCUAGUUGAAGGUGAAGCAACACACCUUGCUCGUGAUUUCGCCUUUAUCACGGAGACCGAAUUUCCGGCUGCCACUCUUGCUGCGCGUAUCACUGAUCAGCAUCGUAUGAACAACGAGAAUUUGCAGAAGCGUAGAGAAUGUUUGUCAAAUGCGAUGUGA
Messenger RNA from Angiostrongylus costaricensis, 732 nucleotides. The record is from the annotation of a GenBank genome assembly. NCBI's taxonomy places the organism in Eukaryota, Metazoa, Nematoda, Chromadorea, Rhabditida, Metastrongylidae.